Messenger RNA from Dictyostelium purpureum, 3025 nucleotides. RefSeq lists its product as uncharacterized. Gene Ontology annotation, biological process: mRNA catabolic process; regulatory ncRNA-mediated gene silencing. Gene Ontology annotation, molecular function: RNA binding; nuclease activity. The transcript has 3 exons. The coding region runs from base 207 to 2972 and encodes 921 amino acids. Gene Ontology annotation, cellular component: cytosol; nucleus; RISC complex. NCBI's taxonomy places the organism in Eukaryota, Evosea, Eumycetozoa, Dictyosteliales, Dictyosteliaceae. The record is from RefSeq and is a predicted model, not a curated record.
GAUUCAUAAACUAACUAUAUACCUUAAUAUUUGUUUAUUUCUUUUUAAUUAUAAUUAUUUCUAUAUUUCAAAAUUAAUAUUUGUUUUUUUAAUAUUUAAAGAACUACAGUAACACUACAAACCAUUUUUUAUAUAUAAAUCCACCACCAUAUUAUAAUAAAUAAAUAUAAAAUAUAAAUAUAAAUAUAAAUAUAUUAAUAUAAAUAAUGUCAGAAACCACCGCCACUACAAAUGUUCAAUCACAAAUUCAACCACAACAACCAACCAUUGGUGUUGUAAGAGCUGUAAACUCUGGCGAUUCAUUAGUUAUUCAAGAUUUAAGAUCAGCUGAUGCACCAAGAAUCGAAUACUCAUUAUCACAUUUAACAGUACCACGUUUAGGUUAUCAUGGUACAGGCGAUAAACCACCAACCAAAGAUCUUCCAUUUGCUUGGGAAAGUCGUGAAUAUUUAAGAAAAAGAGCUAUUGGUAAAAAAGUUCACUUUUAUGUUGAUUAUACAUCACCACUUCAAAAACAAUUCAUCACAGUUUAUCUUGCUGAUGACAAAGAAAAUAGCUUAAAUAAACAAAUGAUUGCCUCAGGCUGGGCUGCAUUAUAUAGAUCAACUUCUGGUAAAGAAAAUAAGAAACCAGAAUAUUUAAAUUUAAUUCAAUUAGAAGGCGAAGCAAUUAAAAAUGAAUUAGGUAUUCACAAUAAAAAUCCAAUUGCAAUCCAAAAUUCAAUUCGUCCAAUCCAUACAAUCAAUUCAUUUGAUCUUUUUAAUAAAUUAAAGGAUAAACCAUUAACAGCAGUUGUUGAACAAAUUAGAAAUGCUUCAAGCUACAGAAUUACAAUUUUACCAUCAUUCCACCAAAUUCAAAUCCAAUUAUCUGGUGUCCAAUGUCCAGGUUAUAAAAAAGAUAAUAAUGGUCAAAUGCAACCAGAACCAUUUGCAGUUGAUGCUGAAUCUUUCAUCUCCAAAAACCUUUUACACAGAGAUAUUAAUGUCAAUCUUGAUACUUUUGAUAAGCAAGGUAAUCUUUAUGCUACCGUUAAAUGUGGUGAUAGAGAUGUUUCAGUUGAACUUUUAAAGAAUGGUUUAGGUUCAUAUGUUGCCUGGAGUGGUUCCUCACGUUCUGCCCCAGAUCAAUUAGCUUUAAAACAAGCUGAAGAAUCAGCCAAAGGUCAAGGUUUAAGAAUCUGGCAUCAAGCUCAACAAUCAUCAUCAUCAUCAUCAUCAUCAUCAUCAUCAUCUGGUGCUGAACAAUAUCCAAAGGAAAUUAAUGGCAAAGUUGUCGAUAUUGGUAACAAUGGCCAAAUUGGUAUUUUAACUGAUGAUAGAAAAGACUAUAAAGUAGCUUUAGCUAGUAUUAGAGUUCCAAACUUUACCAAACCAACCGAUAAAGAAGAUGCCAACACUAAAUUUGAAAGAUAUUAUGCCUAUGAAGCUAAAGAAUGGCUUAGAAAGAGAUUAAUUGGUCAAAGAGUUACUGCUAAACUUGAAUUCAUUCGUCCAGCCAUUGCCUCUAACAAUCUUCCAGAAAAACCAUACUAUAGCGUUUAUUUAGGUAAAGGUAAUGUCUCUUUGGGUCUUGUCGAAGCUGGUCUUGCCCGUCUCGCUGAACAUAAAGGUGCUGAUAAUCGUGCUAUCGACUAUGAAGCUUUAAUCACUGCUGAAAACAAAGCCAAAAAGAAACAUGCUGGUCUUCACUCAAAUAAAGAUAAUGCUCCAUCCUACAAUGUUAAUGAUUGUUCAGCUGACGAUAAAAACUUAAAAGCCAAAGCUCAAAAACUCCUUCCACAUAUCCGUGGUCUCACUUUAACAGGUGUUGUCGAUUACGUAUUCUCUGCUCAAAGAAUUAAACUUUUCAUUGAAAAAGAAUCAUGUUUAAUUAAUUUCACUCUCAGUGGUAUUAGAGCCCCACGUAGAGAUGAAAACGAAGAACUCUCAAAUAAAGCUCUUGCCUAUAGCCGUGAACAUCUCCAUCAACACGAUGUUACAGUCCAUAUUGAUGACAUUGAUAAAGGUGGUAAUUUCAUUGGUAAUUUAAUUAUUGGCAAUAAGAACUUUGCUCUCUCACUUGUCGAAAUGGGUUAUGCCUCAAUUUAUGACCCAAUGUCCCGUCUUAGUGAUUUUGCUAGAUUCCAAGAGGCUGAAGAAAAAGCCAAAGCUAGUCGUCUCAAUAUUUGGAAAAACUAUGACCCAGAAGAAGAACAAAGACUUGAAGAUCAAAAGAAAGCUGCUGAAGAAGAAAAGAAACAACAAACCAAAGCUGAAACUGGCGAAGCCUAUAUUAGGGCCAUUGUUUCACCAACUGAAAUCUACCUUCAAUUCUGCAAUGCCAAAAACAAUGAUAUUGAAUCACAAUUAGAAGCAUUAAACCUUAAUGAAGAAUCAAAUGUCGCCGUACCAAAGGUUGGUGAAAUUAUUAAAUACAAAUCAUCACACGAUAACAAAUGGUAUAGAUCAAAGGUUUUAGCAGUUAUUGAUAAUAAAGUUCACGUUUUAUUAAUUGAUAUUGGCGAAAAAGAAUCAUUCAACCAAUCAGAAUGUAAUACUCGUGCCCGUACUCUUAAUGGUAAACUCUCAUCACUCUCACCACUCGUUACUCUUGUUAAAUUAGCUGCCUGUAAGAAUCCAAGCAAUGACGAUAUCUUUAAUGAUGCUAUGGACUUUAUGGAAAAGGAAUAUUUCGAUCUUAAAGUCAAAGUUAAUGUCAUUAGAGAAAUCGAUGGUGUUUUACAUGUUACCCUCUCUGAUCCACAAGGUAUGAUCAAUGGUGAACUCAUCCGUAAUGGUUUAGUCCGUCUUGACCGUUCAACUAAAUUAUCAUCUGUCAUUCAAGCCCUCGAAGAUGACGAAAAGAAAGCCAGAACCAAUAGAAUGGGUGUUUAUACUCAUGGUAAUAUUGACUCUGAUGACGAAGAUGAUAAACCACGUAAUAAUAAUAAUUUUAAAAAAGGUAAAGGUAAACCACAACCAAGAAAAUAAAAUAAUAAAUAAACCAAUAAAUAUAGAAUUUUAUUUAUAAUUAAUUAUAUAAU